AUGGACUCUUUCAGUCUUUCGCAUCCGGAAAAUGAACUGAAUCUUCUAAGUUUUCUCUUUACCUCAUAGAAAUUUUGUGUGUAUUCUCCCCUGUUUGUAAAGAUGGUCAAAGAAACAGCUCUGUACGAUACUUUGGAAGUUCCUCCAACAGCAACCCCAGAGCAGUUGAAGAAAGCAUAUCGUAAACUGGCCAUGAAGUAUCAUCCUGAUAAAAAUCCAAAUGAAGGAGAGAGGUUUAAGUCAAUCUCUCAUGCUUAUGAAGUCCUGUCAGAUGAAAAGAAAAGAAAGCUUUAUGAUCAGGGUGGUGAACAAGCAUUAAAAGAGGGAGCUUCUGGUGGUGGAUUUCACAACCCUAUGGAUAUAUUUGACAUGUUCUUUGGUACAAGAUCACAUGGGAAGGAACGAGAUGUUGGCAGAGAUAUGGUGCAUCAACUAAAGGUGUCUUUGGAAGACCUGUACAAAGGCACAGUAAGGAAACUGGCUUUGCAGAAAAAUGUUAUAUGCAAGACAUGUGAUGGCAGAGGGGGGAAAGAGGGGGCCAUCGAAAAGUGCCGACAAUGCACAGGCACAGGAACUGUGACAAGAAUACACCAAAUAUUUCCAGGAAUGGUGCAGCAAACACAAUCUGUGUGUCCAGAUUGUCGAGGGGAGGGAGAAAAGAUUAGAGAAAAAGACAAGUGUAAAGAAUGCCAUGGUAAGAAAACAGUGCGAGAACAAAAGAUCCUUGAGGUGCAUGUUGAGAAAGGAAUGGAAGAUGGGCAGAAAAUCACAUUCAGUGGUGAGGCUGAUGAAGAGCCUGGGAUCAAGCCUGGGGAUGUCGUCAUCAUUUUAGAUGAAAAGGAACAUGCUGUUUUUAAAAGGCGGAAAUUAAAUCUUCAUACAAGCAUGGAUAUUAAUUUAGUCGAAGCUGUGUGUGGUUUUGAGAAAUAUUUGGAGACACUUGACAAAAGAUGGUUGAAAUUGACAUCCCCAGCUGGUGAAGUUAUUAAACCAGGCGACAUUAAAGUGAUUGUGGAUGAGGGAAUGCCUGUGUAUGGAAGAUCCAUUUCAAGAGGAAAACUUUUUAUAAAGUUUAAUGUUGUAUUCCCACCAAAUGAAUUCAUCACGGAAGACUCAAUCAAAGAAUUAAAGACGUUAUUACCUCAAGCAGAUGAGCCGAUCAUACCAGAUGAUGUCGAUGAUACCUAUGUGUUGGAUGAAAUUUCUCCAGAUAAAGCAUCAUCAAACAACCAACGGCAUAAUUAUUUCGAAGAUUCUGACGAAGACGAUGGCCCACAGCCCUCUGGAAUGCAAUGUCAAACACACUAAAAACUAGAACACAGACAGGGCCACAAAAGAGAUGAAGUACAAAUAUGUAUUGCAAGUUGACUGUCAAAAAAGGCCGGAGAAAUGAACAAAAUUUAGAAAAAUAUACCGAGAAUUGACUGUAAUAAGCCGCAAUAUUUAUGAAGUAGAAUACGGUGAACAUGUUUUGCUGAGAUAAUAUUUGUAGCGAAAUUUCAUUUUUUCAAAACUUUUUUAUGAACAUGAACAGCCAAAUAUUUUUGGUUAUAUUUCGUGGCUGGCUCAUGAUUAACCUUUUUUAUUCUUUUGCAUGACGAAUUUGAUUAUUCUAUACUUGAAGCACUAGCCACUACUUUCGAUAUACUUCGUGACAAAUAAACUCCCUUCCAGUUUCAUGUAAACAUAUAAUACACGGAAGAUAGUUAAGCCUAAGAGCUGUUUUCCACUUCAAGCAAGGGUAAACGACUAGGUUGAUAGUUGACGUGGAAAACAGACCUCUCUGUAAGCCGUUAAUGAUCCAUAGUCAGGAUUAAAAGAAUCGUAUUACUUAACUUAAGCGAAACACCCAAAUAUAAGUCAGAUUAAUGAAA
Molecule: messenger RNA, 1874 nt
Organism: Dendronephthya gigantea
Lineage: Eukaryota; Metazoa; Cnidaria; Anthozoa; Malacalcyonacea; Nephtheidae
Product: dnaJ homolog subfamily A member 1-like
Exons: 7
Coding region: 103-1308 (401 amino acids)
Biological process (GO): protein refolding; response to heat
Cellular component (GO): cytoplasm; cytosol
Molecular function (GO): Hsp70 protein binding; ATP binding
Source: RefSeq, a predicted model, not a curated record